This is a messenger RNA of Lottia gigantea (owl limpet), 1503 nucleotides long. RefSeq lists its product as hypothetical. The transcript is spliced from 14 exons. Gene Ontology annotation, biological process: SRP-dependent cotranslational protein targeting to membrane; SRP-dependent cotranslational protein targeting to membrane, translocation. The record is from RefSeq and is a predicted model, not a curated record. Bases 1 to 1503 code for a protein of 500 amino acids. NCBI's taxonomy places the organism in Eukaryota, Metazoa, Mollusca, Gastropoda, Lottiidae. Gene Ontology annotation, cellular component: signal recognition particle, endoplasmic reticulum targeting; cytosol. Gene Ontology annotation, molecular function: 7S RNA binding; GTPase activity; GTP binding.
AUGGUUUUAGCAGAUUUGGGUCGUAAAAUUACUUCAGCUUUGAAGUCGCUGAGUAAUGCUACCAUUAUCAAUGAAGAGGUUCUAAAUGAUAUGUUAAAGGAAAUAUGUCGAGCUCUGAUGGAAGCUGACGUCAAUAUUCGACUUGUGAAAUCACUCAGAGAAAAUGUCAGAUCAGUGAUAGAUUUUGAUGAGAUGGCUGGAGGUUUAAACAAACGUAGAAUGAUCCAAUCAGCUGUGUAUAAAGAAUUAGUUAAAUUGAUUGAUCCAGGAGUAAAAGCAUUUCAUCCAUCAAAAGGAAAGUCCAAUGUUAUUAUGUUUGUCGGUCUACAGGGAAGUGGAAAGACUACCACUUGUACUAAGUUAGCAUAUUACUAUCAGAAGAAGGGUUGGAAAACAUGUUUAAUUUGUGCUGAUACUUUCCGUGCUGGAGCUUUUGAUCAGUUGAAACAGAAUGCUACCAAAGCCAGAAUUCCUUUUUAUGGCAGUUAUUCUGAGAGUGACCCAGUUAUUAUUGCCCAAGAAGGUGUUGAUAAAUUUAAAGAAGAGAAUUUUGAGAUUAUCAUUGUGGAUACUAGUGGUCGACAUAAACAAGAAGAUUCUUUAUUUGAGGAAAUGUUACAAGUUCAUCAGGCUGUUACUCCUGAUAAUGUAGUCUUUGUUAUGGAUGCUUCUAUUGGUCAAGCUUGUGAAGCUCAAGCCAGAGCUUUUAAAGAUAAAGUAGAUGUUGCUUCAGUUAUUAUAACUAAAUUAGACAGUCAUGCUAAAGGUGGUGGUGCUCUUAGUGCUGUUGCAGCAACUAAAAGUCCAGUUAUAUUUAUUGGUACUGGAGAACAUAUUGAUGAUUUUGAACCAUUUAAAGUUCAACCAUUUGUCAGUAAAUUAUUAGGUAUGGGUGAUAUAGAGGGAUUGAUAGAUAAAGUGAAUGAAUUAAAAUUAGAUGAUAAUGAAGAAUUGAUGAAAAAAUUAAAGCAAGGUCAAUUUACAUUACGAGAUAUGUACGAACAGUUUCAAAAUAUUAUGAAGAUGGGACCAUUUAGUCAAAUUAUGGGUAUGAUACCUGGGUUUAGCUCUGAUUUUAUGACGAAGGGUACAGAACAAGAAUCCAUGGCUCGAUUAAAAAAACUCAUGACAAUGAUGGACAGUAUGAAUGAUUCAGAAUUGGACAGUGUGGAAGGUGAGAAAUUAUUUUCACGUCAACCAACUCGAGUGCAACGUGUAGCCAGAGGUUCAGGAGUGUCCAUAAAAGAUGUCAAUGAUCUGUUAAGUCAGUAUAAGAAAUUUGCUCAGAUGGUUAAAAAGAUGGGAGGCAUCAAGGGAUUAUUUAAAGGAGGUGAUAUCAGUAAGAAUGUUAACCCAGCUCAAAUGGCUAAACUCAAUCAACAGAUGGCUAAAGUUAUGGAUCCCAGAGUUCUACAACAUAUGGGUGGUAUGCAAGGCCUACAAAGUAUGAUGAAACAGUUUCAACAAGGUGCUGGCGGCAAGAUGGGAAAUAUGUUUAAUUGA